AUGACCUCGAUGGCCAUGCGCCUAAACCCGAACGGCGUCGGCCUGAAGGCAUCUCUGGGCGCCGGCCUGCUGCCCGGCUCUCUGGGCGCGCACCUGCUGGGUCCGGCGCUCACCGUCUCCUCUCUGCCGGCCGCCCCCGCCCCGGCCUCCGCUCCCAGUCCGCCCCCCGCCCCGGCCCCGGUCCGACCCUCGGCCACCCUGAGCCCGCUGGCGGCCCCCGCCGGCGGCCGGCCCAGCACGCUCAGCGGCAGUCGCUCGGUGGGCCUGCUGAGCGCCUCCGCCGCCGCCGCCGCCGCGCCGGCCGAGCGGCCCUCCCCGACCGGCUCUCUGUCGCGCCUGCUGCCGCUGCCGCCGACCUCGUCGUCGCCGUCGCUGCCGCCAACAUCGACACCGACACCGUCAGCGGCGCCGGCGGAGCGGCCGGCCAGUCCCGCCUCCCCGGUCCCGUUCCAGUGCUAG
Molecule: messenger RNA, 459 nt
Organism: Amphibalanus amphitrite
Lineage: Eukaryota; Metazoa; Arthropoda; Thecostraca; Balanomorpha; Balanidae
Product: vegetative cell wall protein gp1-like
Exons: 1
Coding region: 1-459 (152 amino acids)
Source: RefSeq, a predicted model, not a curated record